AUGCAGCAACAUCUCCUCAUUGUGUGUGCAGGCCAAGUUUGGACCGCCUGCCACAACGUUCCCCGCCGCGUGAUUGCGGUGGCGGCCGUGCCGGAGCUCUGCACUGACAAGAAGCCCCCGGGCAGCAACUACACCUGCGCCCAGCAGAAGAAGUUCGGGGCGUGCGAGGCGUCAUGGAUGCUCGAGGGCGGCUUCUGUGCUGACACCUGCAAGCGCUGGCCGUGCGCUACCGCCGUCCCACCCCCGCCCGGCCCCAGCGGCGUCCCGCCGGGCUGCACGGACGUGCCCCCAGCUGGCUCAAACUACUCGUGCGCUCAGCAGGCCGAGUACGGCGCCUGCGACAAGGACUUCAUGAUCCGCGAGAACGCCUGCGCCCGCACCUGCGGCCGGCCCCCCUGCCCAGCCAUCUUCACCGCCAAGCUCGCGCGCGCGGCCCGCAACGCCACCACACAAGCCGAGGAGGCCCUGGGCAACGCCACCCUCCCCCCGUCUCCGUCAUAG
Molecule: messenger RNA, 501 nt
Organism: Monoraphidium neglectum
Lineage: Eukaryota; Viridiplantae; Chlorophyta; Chlorophyceae; Sphaeropleales; Selenastraceae
Exons: 5
Coding region: 1-501 (166 amino acids)
Source: RefSeq, a predicted model, not a curated record